Messenger RNA from Salvia hispanica, 2355 nucleotides. Its product is annotated as threonine--tRNA ligase, mitochondrial 1. Gene Ontology annotation, biological process: threonyl-tRNA aminoacylation. Gene Ontology annotation, cellular component: chloroplast; cytoplasm; mitochondrion. Lineage: Eukaryota; Viridiplantae; Streptophyta; Magnoliopsida; Lamiales; Lamiaceae. The record is from RefSeq and is a predicted model, not a curated record. Gene Ontology annotation, molecular function: ATP binding; threonine-tRNA ligase activity.
CAGGUUGAAGAAACCUCACGACUAAACCCUCUGCAGUUUAUGCAAUUCUGUGUCUUGUGGCGCAUCUCCUUCUCCCUCCGCCGUCCUCUGCCUCUCACCUACCCCUGCCGCCGCCUUUUCCAUCCGAUGGGAGAAUCCGCCGCUGGAAGCAAGGCUAAGCCUAGCUCGAUCCCUGCUCAACCCGUCUACACCAAAGACGAAGCGUAUCUUCAAUCCGUCAUCCCCAAACGCAUCGCGCUCUUCGAAUCCCUCCAAAAUGACCAAAAGCUUAAGCGAUUGGCGCUUUCAGACGAACAAAUUACGAUUACAUUGCCCGAUGGGAAGGUUAAGGAAGGGAAGAAAUGGAACACCUCGCCGUUUGAUGUGGCGAAGGAGAUUUCAAAGAGCUUGGCGUCGAAUGCCCUGAUUGCGAAGGUUAAUGGGGUUUUGUGGGAUAUGAAUCGGCCUCUGGAAGAAGAUUGCAAGCUUGCACUCUUUACUUUCGACACUGACGAAGGGCGCGAUACAUUCUGGCAUUCGAGUGCGCACAUUCUUGGCGAAUCGUUGGAGCAAACAUAUGGAUGUAAACUAUGCAUUGGGCCGUGUACCACCAGAGGGGAGGGAUUUUACUACGAUGCAUUUUAUGGCGAUUUAGGAUUGAACGAGGAUCACUUUAAACAUAUUGAAGCAGCUGCCAAGAAAGCUGUUGAUGAAAAACAACCUUUCGAGCGUAUUGAAGUGACAAGGCAGCAGGCUAUCGACAUGUUCUCUGAUAAUCCUUUUAAGGUUGAAAUUAUAAAAGAUUUACCCGAAGAUAAAACUAUAACGGUAUACAGAUGUGGUCCUUUGGUUGAUCUGUGUCGUGGACCUCACAUACCAAGUACUGCUUUUGUGAAAGCGUUUAGUUGCUUGAAGGCUUCAUCUGCUUAUUGGCGUGGAAAUAAAGACCGUGAGAGCUUGCAGAGGGUUUAUGGCAUAUCUUUUCCAGACCAAAAGCGUUUGAAGGAAUAUAAGGCCAUGCUUGAAGAAGCUAAAAAAUAUGAUCACAGAGAACUCACUAAAAAGCAAGAACUUUUCUUUUUUCACCCUCUAAGCCCGGGAAGUUGUUUCUUUCUACCUCAUGGCUCUCGAGUUUGCAACAAGUUGCUGGAAUUUAUACGGAGUCAGUACUGGAAGAGAGGUUAUGAGGAGGUUUGGACUCCAAAUAUGUACAAUAUGCAGCUGUGGGAAACAUCUGGUCAUGCUGCAAACUACAAGGAAAAUAUGUUUGUGUUUGAGGUAGAGAAGCAAGAAUUUGGACUCAAGCCAAUGAACUGCCCUGGCCAUUGUUUAAUAUUUGAUCAUAGAGUGCGUUCAUAUAGAGAGCUUCCACUCCGCCUGGCUGAUUUUGGGGUCUUGCAUCGCAAUGAGGCAAGCGGUGCUCUUACUGGGUUGACCCGUGUGAGGCGGUUUCAGCAGGAUGAUGCUCAUAUCUUCUGCAGGGAGUCUCAAAUUAAAGACGAAGUCAAGGGUGUCUUAGAAUUUAUCAGUUGCGUUUAUGAAAUAUUUGGCUUCACUUUUGACCUGAAGUUAUCGACGAGGCCAGAGAAAUAUCUUGGAGAUGUUGAAACAUGGGAAAGGGCUGAAACUGCUCUUACAGAAGCACUGAAUGAGUUUGGAAAGCCCUGGGAGAUAAAUGAAGGUGAUGGAGCAUUUUACGGGCCGAAGAUAGAUAUCAGUGUUUCUGAUGCAAUGAGAAGAAAAUUCCAGUGUGCAACAUUGCAGUUGGACUUUCAACUCCCUGCUCGUUUCAAAUUAUCUUACUCAGCGGAAGACGAAAACAAGACAGAAACACCUGUAAUGAUUCACCGAGCAAUUCUUGGUUCUGUUGAACGAAUGUUUGCUAUACUAUUGGAGCACUACAAGGGGAAGUGGCCUUUUUGGCUAAGUCCUCGCCAAGCAAUAGUAUGCCCUGUUUCUGACAAAUCACAAAGUUAUGCCCUAGAGGUACGGGAUCGCAUACAUGAUGCUGGGUAUUAUGUUGAUGUUGACACAACUGACAGGACAAUUAAUAAAAAGGUACGAGAAGCUCAAUUGGCUCAGUACAACUAUAUCUUAGUUGUUGGGGAGAAAGAAGUUGGAACCGGACAGGUGGCUGUGCGAGUCAGAGACAAAAAUGAUGCUCCCCUGAAGCACAUCGACGAUCUACUGCUACAAUUUAAGGACGAGGUUGCAUCUUUUAGGUAGUCAGAUGACAGAAUUGAUGUCCAUUCUAAUGUGGCCUUUUCCAGUGCUGAGAGAAUGAAUUAUAAACAAAAGCACCAAAACCAAAAUAUAGACAGCAAAAACCGCUUGUGUUGUUUAUUUCCUUUUUUUAAGGUAAACAUGUUGGUUUCA